Truncatella angustata is the source of this 969-nucleotide messenger RNA. RefSeq lists its product as uncharacterized. Bases 242 to 586 code for a protein of 114 amino acids. Lineage: Eukaryota; Fungi; Ascomycota; Sordariomycetes; Amphisphaeriales; Sporocadaceae. The transcript is spliced from 4 exons. Gene Ontology annotation, cellular component: L-cysteine desulfurase complex; mitochondrion. The record is from RefSeq and is a predicted model, not a curated record. Gene Ontology annotation, biological process: iron-sulfur cluster assembly.
UGGGCCGAUUAGCAAUUACGCCGGAACUACCCAGUGAGCUUGCAUCAUUCUUUUUUUGGGGAGCUCCUUCGCCUCUCGCAAACCAACCAAACCAACCAACAGCGCCGCAACUACAACAGCAACGUAAAUCUACGCGCAAACGCAACAACAACACCCAGACAGCAACGAGGGAAUAUACACACAAAGCUUGCGAACCGAGUGCCUCGAGCAGAACCAUAAACGCAGAACGCAGAAGCCCGAGAUGUCGGUUGUCAAGGCCCUGAAGGGCGAGUUGCCGCAGCAGGCGAGGUCGCUGUACCGCCAGCUCCUACGACAGGGCAGCAAUUUCGGCGAGUACAACUUCAGAGAGUACGCGCGCAGACGGACACGGGACGCCUUUAGAGAACACAAGGAUGUGGCGGACGAGAGACAGAUACAAGAGCUCCUCCAGAAGGGACUCAAGGAGCUCGCUAUACUGAAGCGCCAGACGGUUGUCAGCCAGUUCUACCAGCUCGACCGGUUAGUAGUGGAGGCGGGCGGUGCAGCGGGCAAGCAAACAGGGAAGUCUGGAGGAGUCGUGAGACAAAAGGACACUGGCUGGGAUUAACAUAAGCAUUUGGUUGCACGAGACAGUCAGUCCGGUUGGCAUAGAAUCCGGGUACAGCGGCGCUGCGCUCAUUGUACUAUACAACAUGACACAACGGAAAUGUACAAUACAACACGAAGGAUAGAGAACUCGCGCCUCAUAUGAAAGGGAUCAAAAGCAGGUUGAUACCCUUUAGUCCUUUGCCGGAAGGACGAUAAUCACGUUAAUACAUAGACAAUUCAGUAAAACUUGGUAGGCACUACCAGCAUUGUCCACUUUGGACGAGUCUCUACCCAACAAGGCACCGUCUUCCUGCCUGUCGUAACAUUAUGUGUAUGCCAUGAUGGGAAAGGGUUGCAUUGAAUCGUGUGGCCAGAGUUUCAUCCUGUUGUAGCAAGCAUAAC